Molecule: messenger RNA, 1153 nt
Organism: Argentina anserina (silverweed cinquefoil)
Lineage: Eukaryota; Viridiplantae; Streptophyta; Magnoliopsida; Rosales; Rosaceae
Product: protein SEED AND ROOT HAIR PROTECTIVE PROTEIN-like
Exons: 2
Coding region: 523-1041 (172 amino acids)
Biological process (GO): response to ethylene
Cellular component (GO): cell periphery
Source: RefSeq, a predicted model, not a curated record
AUCACAAGAAUAUAAAUUAUAACUCUUAAAGAUCAUUACAUUUUAAGUUGAUCAAAAUUAUGUGCAAAUGAGGGUUUAAUCGCCUCUUAGAUCGUAUUGCUUAAGAUUUUUCUCUCUAGUUUUCAGAGUAUUUUCCUUUUUUCCCUAAUGAAUCAGUAAGGCCAUGGUUAAUGGUUUGCAUGCAGAAAGGGUCAACUAGUUGGCCCGGACUAUUUUAUCACCCAAUGAUUGAUUUUCUCAUACAAUGUAUCAAAACGACGUGGAAACAUUAUUUUUCCGAUUAGCCUUUUGCAGUUUUAAGCCUUUCUACAAUUAUUUGAUUCCAACAAGCUCUAUUAUACAAUCUACAUGCAUGUCGUGCAACCAACUAUGACUGUUUAUAAGUUUCAUGCAUAUAUUCGACAAUAAAAAACAAGUUACCUAUCCCUUAUAAAAACGCCAUUAAGCGAUGCUCCUAAUUCUAUCAUCCAGUACUCAUCUAUUUCUUUUCCCAGCAUUGGAACUUCGAACAACUACUACACAAUGGAUUUGAACCAUUUCUUCUCAUAUGCUAGCUCUUUGCUACUCUUGGCAGUAAUGGUAGUUAUGGUUUCUGGGCAGUAUGAGAAACCCAGUUUGGGUAAGGAGAAGUUACUAUCAACCAUUGUGGGUAUUCAGGGCAUUGUAUAUUGCAAAUCAGGCCGCAAAGUCACUCCUCUUGAAGGAUCGGUGGCAAGGAUAACAUGCAAGACUGUAGAUGAGAAUGGAUUUGAGGCUGCACCAAUCACCAUUUUGAGUGAUGCAACUGAUGCAAAGGGUUACUUCCUUGCAACCAUAUCUCCUUUUGAGAUUCAGAACAAGAAGAAGAAGCUGACACAGUGCAAAGCUUCUCUUGAACUCUCUCCACUAGAUUCUUGCAAUGUUCUCACAGAUGCAAACAACGGAAUCAGUGGCGCUCUACUCACUUCAUAUCAUCUCCUCCCUGAGAAGAACAUGAAGUUAUUUACUGUAGGGCCUUUCGUCUGCACAUCAGAAACUAAACCAGUCGAUAAUGGUUACUAGACACAAUACAAUAGCAACAUUGAGUUGCUAAAGUUAGCAGUCCUAGAACAAAUGUACCAAGAUUGAUUUGUUCUAGUCAAUAGAUGAAGCAUAAAGAUCCCUUCAUAAAGGU